Molecule: messenger RNA, 11089 nt
Organism: Mytilus trossulus (common blue mussel)
Lineage: Eukaryota; Metazoa; Mollusca; Bivalvia; Mytilida; Mytilidae
Exons: 13
Coding region: 160-10719 (3519 amino acids)
Biological process (GO): protein deubiquitination
Molecular function (GO): cysteine-type deubiquitinase activity
Source: RefSeq, a predicted model, not a curated record
AGUUAAAUAUUUUAAACUUCCUUUUCCGUCAUUGUUGACAUUUAAAUUAGUAAAAAUGCUCUCUACAUUGACGAAAUAUUUACUCUUUUUAUAAAUCCAGACAAACAGAAUGAAACGACUACACCAUCUACCAAAAUAGAUCUAUAUUAAAGAGCAGUAAUGGAUACUUCAGGGGAAAAUAGUCCUAUUGAUAAAAAGAAAAAAGUUCAGUACGUUAACAAUUUCCACACGGGGAAAACAAAAGUGAUAGAGAAGAACGUAAAUCUUGGUAGAUCUUUAAACAGUUUUUUUGACAACACUUGUUCAUCGCUUGUAUCAACUUCCUCAAAGGAAGAUGACGAUAAAGGAAGAAAUAAUGAAUCUUUGGAUGAAGCUAGUCGUCCCAUAUUGAAUGAUUCACAGUUUCCUGAAAGAUAUAAAGAUGGGGAAAAUCUCGUCCUUUCUAGUCAUGAACACAUACUCAGACCCGAGGUUCCAGGGGUAGAUUUAAAACCAACUUAUUCAAAAGAAGAAAAUGUAGGAACUUUAAUACAUAGCACCGACCACACAGAUGGUUAUUGUGACAUUCUUUGGAAGGACACAAAUGAAACAAAGUCCUCGACUCAUCUGGAAAAAACUAUAACAGGACAGUCUGUUAUUGAACUCUCAAAACCUACAGGUCAAGAAGAUGAAAUUAUAAAAACAUAUCACCCGAUAUCGAACGAGGUUUCCGGUCAAAACACUGAAGAAAUAAUUGACACCAUAGAGACAGACGAUAUAUUAGUAAAUAUGAAUGAGGGAGAAGAACACAGAAUGUAUAGUACUGACAACUCUGACAUGAGGAGCAAAGCAAUGGAAGUAUGUUCACCAUUUGAAGAGAGUAGUAAAUUUCACAGUGAAAACUCAGAAUGUACCAAUAGUACAACUGAUAAGCAAUUGUGUAACAAAACAAUUGAGGAAAAUGAAAUUUGUUACCUUACAGCGGAGCAAACGUCGAACGGCAUGAUGAAAUUCCCAAGAAAGGACUCGGUAUUUCCGCAACAAAAGGAUCCAGUAGAACAUUCAAUAGGUGCAACAUAUCGAAAGAAUGAAGUUUUACAAAAACAACUAGAAAUAUUCGACGAAGUCGAAACUGAGGAGAAACUGAGAAAUGCUAGUGUUUCAUAUGAAGGGCCAGAAAAAAAUACGAAUUCCUUGAAAAGUGAGGAUGAAAGUACUUCCAUAAGUAGCCUUGAGAGUGACAAUGAUCAAAAUACAAAUGAUGGCAUCGGAGGCGAAACUAGUCACGGGCUUGUUGUCACCAAAAAUGAGAUAAACGAUGAAAUAAAACAGAAUCAAAAAGACAAAAAAGAAAUAUAUGGUCAGCCUGAAAACUGGAAAUUAGAUGACACCAUGAACUCAAAAAAGAGUAAUCUUAGGAUUCAAAAGCAAUCGUUGGAGAGUCAGAAAACAGGUCGAAUAAAAGACUGUGGCACACAAACUGAUUUUGUGUAUUCAUCGGUUAAUGAAAUAUACAAUAUUUUAUGUGAAAAAUGUGGGAAUAUAAUAGAUAUGAAAGAAGUAUUAUUACAUAUUCUGAAAUACCCAUUGACAUUGAAAAGCAGUCAUAAGUGUACUGAAUCCGACGAGUCAGGUUUAGUUGAUAAAAAUAACGAGAGAGCAGUGACAAAUAAAGAAAACGGGUCGACAUUGCAAAUGGCAAAAACGAGUAUGGACAAAACUUCGAACCAAGGAAAUGGUUUAUUGAAUAAAAAUCCACAUCAGUAUAAUGUGAUGAGUUUUCAUCCAACCGGAAUGCCGUGCCAUGAGGUAAAUAUAGAAACGUGUCAACCCAGCACGAGACCACCUAUCAAACACAGUGAAAAACAAGAUUUUAUUUUAAAAAAUAGUAUUUCAUCCAAAAUUCCAAACAACAAAACAUCAAAAGAAAUAGUUGAAGAGAACAAAAUACAAGAAAAAGCUUCUUCAGAUGUAAGAGAAGCAUCGAGCUUAUACGCUGGACUUAAGGUGCAACGAGCCAGAGAAGAGUUUGAACAAGCUGUUGAAGGAUUUCAGGAUGUCUACACGUCAUUUCCGCCUGCAAGUAAGGAAGGAGAAGGAUAUAACCAGGAGCAAGAUCUAUCAUCCAGGAAUGAGUUGUAUUCAGCUGGUAUGGAGGUAACAAAAUCAGUUAUAGAAGUUGUAGCAGAAGCUAACAAGCCAUUUGACGACACGGAGGACGCCAAGGAGGAGUAUGAAUUCAAUGAUACACAUAACCAAAGCAAAAUGCUUCCACCUAGACAAGAAGAACACCAACAUGACAACGGAAACCAUGUUCUGAAAGGAUCAUGUCAGACUGUCCAUCAAACCAAGUCAUAUAAUAACCCAUUAUAUAUUCAAAAUCACACUAACAAGAAAGGACUGUCGUAUAAUAAAAUAUCAUACCCAAAAAUGAAACAUGGAUACAAGACGAAAUAUAAACAUAGAUGUAAAGCUGAUAUGAUGGACAAACUUUCUAUAUUUGCUGAUGAAAAUUUCUUAGAUGUCCAUAAUGUUAGUGCUGAUGGUAAUUGUAUGUUCAGUGCAGUCGUUGACCAGCUGUGGAUAAAUGGAAACUUUAGAUUUACACCAGACUCUCUUCGAAAAGAAGCUGUAGAGUUUCUAAGGAAGUGUCCGACCCAUAGAGACGGAACCCACCUCGACUCAUUUUUAGAUACUGAAUCGUGGGACGAAUAUUUACGUAGAAUGGAAAGAAAAGGAGAGUGGGGCGACCAUAUGGUUUUGCAAGGUGUUUCAGAAGUCACACAUUGUAGAAUUCUAGUCAUAAACUCUGAUCUUGUGAAAACAGAGCUCAACCCUUGGCACUCUACUCAUGAUGAAACACAGAUAGAUAUAGUUUUACUUGGACAUAUGGGAGAAUAUCACUAUGUUAGUCUUAGACCAAGUAACUGGAAAGAAACAUGGGCAAUACGUGCCAAAAUGAAAUCAAUGCACGAGUUACAGAAUCCACACAGUCCUAACCAAGACCAUGUUUUUGACGAUGACCAGCAGAGUGUUUUGCAUACAAGAGAAGAAGGAACUGACCUGGCAGAUAAAGAAAUCAUACAUAUAGACCAAGACCAAACUGAGGAUAAUCAUGAUAGAACAGAGCUGACGGUUGACGAUGAAAACUUGGAACAAGGAAAUAAAGAGACUGGCGUAUGUGAUACGCAACAAACUGAUAAAAUGUCAGCAUGCAAUAAUGAAAGCAAUGCUGCUAAUGGUGAACUAGAUUUGUCCUACAUAGCUUUUCAAAAUACAGAACUGCUACAAAAAUCGCAUAAUUUCAAAGCAACAGAAAUACUGUUUGAUACACAAGAUCUCAAUAGACUAGUCAUGGAAGCUAAUUUCAUCGACCCACUGAGUGGAGUUCCAACGCAACAUCUCUCCUUCUAUUUAAGACAACUACUUGAACCAUCGGAAAUUUAUGUUGACAAUAAAUUGAACAAUUUAAAUUAUCACGUGAAAACUUCUGCCAGAGACCAAAAUGUUGAUGUCGUAGUUUAUGGGUCAGUCGGCGAGAGAAUGGUAGUCUCUCUAAAUUGGUGUUGCCACCACACUACAAUUCAGCCUCAAAUAAUGUUUUACCAGUCAGACGUUGCCAACAUUGUAUAUGAAGCUGAAAGCGCUAUUGGUCCACAUUCGCUUCUGGUUGACACAAAUUCCUGCGCUCCUGGAAAUCUAACACUUCAAAUUCCAUACCCAGAGUAUUUUGAAUCUAGUACAACAGAAAAAAUCAAAGAAACUGUUUACCUUCGUGCGCUUAAUUCUGAAUUCACAGUAACUUUCUGUAAUCAAAAUAUUCACCCAAAGAUUACACAAGGGAUAGAAUGUUCACAGUGGCCAGAAUCGUUAACAUCCGAAUGGCACACAAGAGAAAGACCGAGUGGAUUCCCAGACUCAGAAAUGCUGAAAGAACUUGCCAGUAGAGCAUGCUACGUUCGCAAAUACAGUAAAAGCUCUAAUCAGAACUCUGAUAUUGAAUGGCAGUUUGUAUUUCCAACCGUCGAAACCGACCUUUUGCGAGAUAUGAUGAAUCCAAAUAUGAAAUAUGCCUUGAGAUUGUUUAAAAUGAUAACCAACUUUCAAACUGAGACCGUCCAACGAGGACUUCGAACGAACCAUCUGAAAACUGUCAUGCUGUAUAGUUGUGAAACUGUCCCAAUCUCUGUCUGGUCAACCAACAUUGGUGGUGGAAUUUUGUUUUUGAUAUCAUCACUCAUUUUAUAUCUACAUCGUCGUUGUCUUCCUCACUAUAUAAUGGCUUCAGUCAAUUUGUUAGAGGAAUAUUCAGAUUUAGAAAUGGAUAAUUUACUCAUGUGCUUAGAACAAAUCCGUCUAUUUCCCCUUAUGGCCUUCAACGUUUUUGCCGAAAACAACCACCUAAGAAAUCAAUGGAUAAUCGAUCCAAUCGUCAACGAUUUGCAUCGAUUCCGAAAUGACAGAGAUCAUUUAAAAUCGGUAGAGCAAGCUUUCUGUCCAACUCUCAUAGAACUUGCUAAGCGUCUAGUAAUGUUUGGAGUGCACGAUUUCGAGAAAGGGUUUAAUAUGAUAGAGCGGGCAUAUGACAGUAUAUAUGACCUUGAAAAACAAAGAAAGGUGGACAUUCCACAAACAUUUGAGCAGUUUAUUGAACCUUUCGCUUAUGCAGUAGAGGACCCAAUCACUCGAUAUUUUUUCACCGACUUUGUUGACAGUAAAUUAACAACGAAAGUCUUAAGUAAAAUGGUGGACUCGGACAAUGUGCGUAUUGUGGGAAAUGUUGGAGGCAGAGAAGCUGGCGGGAAAUAUAAUGAAUUUCCUAUACCUGAUGGGAGCAAACUGGAUGACAUUGAAUAUUUGCAAAGUCUUGCUAAUUAUUUAAUGACGAUUGACAAAAAAGAAUCGGCAGCCCAUUUUUUCCGAUGUGGAAUAGCUCUUGGAAGAUGUGCGUUUAAGGAAGAAAUUAUUGAUGUGAGCGAAAUAACUGAUGAGGAAGUGAAAAAACAGAUUGCAGAAAAGAAUAUUAAAACCACCCAGAACUUUCACUAUACAUUGUAUAGUUUGUACAAUAAUUUAAUCGAUUGUUAUAAUCACAUGAAGCAAACAAUUUUGUUUCAAGAAUUCAUUCAUGAUUUCGAAGAACUAGUUGAAACUUUAUCAUAUCCAUGUUACUUUAAAAGAUUAGCAGAAACAUGGGACGCUCUUGGGAAUGUGGAGAAAGCUGACCUUUGGGAAUUCUCUACUUUCGAUUCAGAAAAAGGAAGUAUUGCUUUGUUCUGUGGGAAAAUGGACGACGACGAAGAAGAAGACAAUCUUGUGACAGGAAUCAUGUGCAAUGGACCGAAGACCAAAAACUCCAAAAUUUCUUUCAUAUGGGGAUCUCCUCUACACAGGAUGACAGAUGUCCACGAAACCGAUCCAUAUGAUACUGUUGAUCUGGACGAUACUAACUCAAAAUCAGCCAGUGACAACCAGAGAACCAAAUUUACGCCUAACCUCCUAAACUCUGAAGACGAAUUAAAAUACGAUUCCGACACUGAGAAUUCACAGAACACUUUUGCUUUAUUUGGAUACGAUAACCUGGGGGAUCUAGAUACUUCUGACGAAGAGACUAAUGAAAUAAAACCAGAUAAACCCAACACCCAGUUGUUUCCAAGGAACUCCCAAAGAAAUCACAAACAAAGUAACUGGUUGCUUGACAAAGUAAAUGCUAUUCCUACAUAUGUACAUCCGGAUGCAACGUCAGAGCUUGAGGAGGAUCAUACUGAACACCCCUCUCACAAACAAGAUAACUAUGAGGUGACAAAGUCCACACAUUUGAUAUCGACCAUAGAGGAUGACAAAACGAGUUCCGAACUGGACGAACAGAAGAAUAACACCCUGGAAAUGGUGUCCUGUAAUGGAUUAAGUCACGACAAACAUAGACAGGGAAUAAACGAUAAUAAGACCAGUGAGGCAAAUGAUGACAAAUGCUCCUUUGAAAAAACAUCUCCUGCAAACGCAACAUCCUUUAAAGAGCAAUCCAACAUGGAAAAACAUGAACUAAAUACGAUAAACAAUGUUGAGAAUGAUUCUUCAUUAAUGCAACCAUGCAACGAAGGACUACAAACGAAACAAUUAGAUGUCGCUUCAAAUGAAGAAGAAAGUGAGGAAGAAUUGAUUACAGAAUUUGAAAACCAAGCAGAAUAUGAUCACCUUCAAAAGUUAUCUCGUGAUAAAGAUAAUAACAAUAGUGAGAACAAUAUGGAAAAUUAUGUUUUGGAAACAACAACUUUUUCAGAAGUAAGAACAGAUAUCAGCAAGAAUCUUACCAACCAGACACUGGAAAAUAAAGACGAGAUACAUGAUCAACACCAAAUAAAUGCAGCUACAAGAGCACCUAGUGAAGACGAGGGUAUGGAGGUGCCUACUGAAAUGCAGAGACCAGGGCAGUACUCGAACUCAUUUGAAUUUUCCUCUCUGAAAACUGAGCAUAAUGUAGAAAUGUUGUCAUUAUCCCACACUGAAAAUAAGUUAAAGCAAACAUUAAAUGAGAACGGAAAUGAAUCAAAAUCUGAAAACCAAAUGUUAGUAUUCGACGAGAAAUUAUGUUCUUUAAAUGAUGAACCAUUUAAUAAAACAGAACAUGAUAUCAAGUCGGAAUUGUCGCUUAACUUUUCAGCAGAGAGUAAAAAGAAUGCAAGUCCUACAGAAAGAAAGAACAAUCCAAACUGCUCCAAGUCAUCUUCACAAACGAUUUCGGAUAAUGAAAACUAUUUUACAAGUGCAACUUCUGAACAAUUCGGUCAAAGAAAAGGGAUAUAUAUGUUUCACUGUAAUAUAAAACCUUCUUCUGUCAACACUAGCCAUUCCUUUCAAGAGCAUGCGGAAUUAGGUAAGAAAUACAAGGCACCAGUAGUGAAAAAAGAAUUCGAUAAUUCUGUAAACUUUAUGAAAGAUUUGUGUCUUAUCGGAUCAAUAAACUUACAAAAAAACAAAAGCCCACAAGAUGAUAAACAGAAUUUAAACAAAGCUUCAGAGUGGAAAAUGUCUCCAUCGAUUGAAAAAGACAUCGAAUUAGAAAGCAUUAUGCCUACAAAUGGGAAUACCAUAUCCAACCACAGACAUUCUCCCAAAGAUAAAAAUUCAACGGAACUAUUGUACAACAAUGAAAACAUGGAAAGCGUCUCAGUUGGUGAUGAAAUUUUAGAAAUUACUGAAGAAACUAAGCAAUGCGAUGAGUCAGAGAAGAAUACGUGUGAGCAAUCAUUUAUGAUAAGACAUUUUGGAAAUAAAGACGAUUUAAACGAAGGUCAACGUAGAAGUGCAUUUGACAAAUUAGGACAAUCAAAAUCAAGUUCGUAUGGAGGAAAAGAAAGCAUCGAAUUGAAGUAUAAAACUCGAUGCGAGGAAAUAGAGCUUUCUAAAACUCAAUGGCAUGAUCCUAAAACAAAUAAGUCUUUAUCCAAUCUUUAUCAAAGCGAAGAAGGAUCAUCACAGUGUGGUACAUGGAGACGUCGGGGAUUUCAAACUGUGGCAGCGGAACAUUCAUUUGAGAUGCAAGCAAAUCAGCCUUGGAGCACGGGAUCAAAUCAGUCCAUGAAUCUAGAUGGAUAUGACCCAUGGCAGCCACAAUACAACCAGAUGUCCUCGAUGAUUUAUCCUCAUCCCCAACGUCCGGAUACAACGAUUUUUUCACAUAAUGAAUUACAUUCAAAGCAUAAUGAAGCAAGACGUUCUUUUCACAAGCCAGAGUAUCAUAAUUCCCAAGAAGAUAAAAUGUAUGACCAUGAAUAUUCGAAAUAUCCAGCAAGCAGUGAUCAUAUGAAAGAAUGGCAUAGCAGUUCUACCGAACAAGACGAGGACUUUACCCACAGCACACAAAAUAACCAACUCCUGAAGUCUGGUAAUGAACAACUUUGGAAACCAAAGGAAAAUGUUUCCAAUAAUCCUAUAUCAAAUGAACCUCUAGUUAGAGGACAGAGAGGUCAAGGACGAAGGUCGUGGUAUACCACUGAACAUUCGUCAGAAGGCGACUGCCAGUGUUCCCGUUGUAUGAUAAAACAACAUCUUUCAGGUUUGACCGAAUUUAUGGAGAAAAUGGGAUAUGAAGUUAAAAACGUUUCAGGAGAUGGUAAUUGUCUGUUUGCUGCAAUUGUUGAUCAACUUAGAAUUAAUGGUGACUUCUCCUAUACAGCUGAUCGACUCCGAAAAAAAGCAGUGCAGUUUCUUCGAGAAAAACCUCAUGUUGAUGAUGAAACACACAUGGAAGCUUUUCUGACAAAUGAAACUUGGGAAGAAUAUCUUUUAAAGAUGGAGAUUGAUGGUCAGUGGGGAGAUGAUAUUAUACUGAGAGGUAUUUCAGAAAUGACUGGGAGGAAAAUAGUGGUCUAUAGUUCUUUCAUGUCUAUGACUGAAUUGACACCAACGAAUCUUUAUGAGGAAGAAAAACUAUAUAUCGGGCACAUAAGGACUAUGAUGCAUUUCGUCAGUCUGAGACCAAAAUCUUGGGAAUAUUCCUGGCCUUUACGAGCACACAUUCGGCGAGGCACACAGAUUAUCAAUAACGGAAAUUUGGAUUUAACUAUUGCUGCUUCUGUGGGUGAGGAAGCUUCUAAGAAAAUUGCUAACUUGAAAGAAUAUAUGAAUGCUGGUAAAUUUGAGCAUUUUCAGAAAGAAAAAGAGGAAAUAGAUGAAAUUUUACGCAUUUGUAGAACACCAAGACAAACAGGAGCAGAUACAUAUUUCAAAGAUACAUUAGAAACGAUGAACGCAUUGGUCAAACAGAAAUUUGAAGUGGACACAAUAAGUGGCAUCCCAAUGGUCCAUCUCUCAUAUCUGCUUAAACUUCUUGUAAAACCGAAAUUUUUCAUCAGCCUGCAUGAACAUUUCGACAGUAUAUUUGAAAGUCAUAAGGAAUUUAUGACUAGAAUAGGAAGCGGUUCGUUGGGUUUAGACAGUAAUAUGAUGGAUUUUACAGCAGCUAUGCAACAUUUCGAAAUACUUGAAAAUAGGACACCUAAAGAUAAAAAUCUAGCAUCGCUUACAUUUGUUAUGAAACUGCCAAAAAGCUUUUGCCCUAUACUGGAAAGAGGUGGAGACCAAGCAUUCGAUCUUCUAGGAGCAAGUGUAAUGAUUGAUGACAGUGAUACACUUCCGGGAUAUACACGUUUAAGACCGACAGACACCACAGCCUGGACUGGGUGCAUAGAGUGGUUAAAUGGCCAACAAGCGUUUUUACGUUCGUUGCGAAACAGAGAUAAACCGAUAUUUCCAGAAAAGUCUGGAGGAGUCUCUUAUAAAAUCUUUGAUGGACUUGAUUGUGAUUUUUGGCCACACCAGGCACGCGAUUGGACAAAUCGGAAUCCAGUUUCAGGUUGGCCUUCUGCAGAAAUAAUCAAAGAGGUGGAUGAAAGAGGGUGUACAGUUAUUAAACGUGCACAUGAAUUUAGUGAAAAUCCAGACAUAGAAUUUCAGUUUGUAUUCAAUGAAGUAGAAAAGGUUUUAGUUGGCUCAUUUAAUGAUUCGAUGAUGCAUUGUUUUCGUGUAUUCAAAGCACUCGUAGACCACCAUACACGAAUUCUUAAUGUAAAGCUGAAAACAUAUAGUCUUUUGACAACCAUGUUUUAUUGUAGUGAAGUAAUUCCACAGCAUGCAUGGUCUUCCAAUCCAGGAGGUUGUAUUAUGUAUAAAAUUGCUUGGUUGUCACAGAGGAUUGCGGAACAAAAUCUUCCAAAUUACUUUAUUCCAGAAAAUAACAUGAUAGAGCACGUAGAAGAAGAAGACCUGCGGAACAUACAAUACCGUUUACAAUCUCUGCGGUGGUUUCCAUUUGCAUCCGUUUACUUCUUACUAGAAAGUCAUUCGUUUAUAACUCUGCCGGUAAUAGAUCAGUUGGAAUCGUCCAUAGAAGAUUAUAAAAGGUCGAAGGACAAACAUAAAUUAGUUGAAGCCGUGUUCGUUCCAAUUUGUUUUAAAUUAGCUACAAAUAGCAUGAAGGCCAAAGUUCUCAUUUUUUACAACCAAGCUUUGCAAUACCUUGAAGCAGGUUUUGAAGAGACAGUCGAUGUUGCUGAUAACGAGUCCGGUACAACGUUUGAAGAUUUCAUACAAACGUUCCUGACUUCAUUCAGCGAUACAGACAGUGUAUUACCUUUCGCACAAGUAGUGGAUAAAGAAAGGAAGACGAAUACAUGUCGGGUUUUACUGGCAGAUAAAGCUUCCUUGCCUAUUUCCGCCAUUCUUGGUGAGGAAUAUACAGGUGAUUGGGGUCGAGUAUACGUUGACAUCACCGACGACAAGUGGAAUUCUAUUUAUGACCUUACUGGUCAAUUAGCGAUAGGAGGAGAAUUUGAAGAAUGUGCCGAAAUUCUCCGUUGUUCAAUUUCCGUCCUUCAGAAAGAUUUAAAAAGUGACGAAGCCAACCAUGAUGAGAUCACGGAUGAUGACACUAUUAAGCAGAUAAAUCAGUCCAGAUAUAAGCAAGUGUACUGUUCUUUGAGGUACUUAGUUACAUUUUACAAACACUUAUCAAAAUGCUAUGACGAAAUGGACAAGAUAGAAUUAUUCCAAGAACAUAUCUACGAUUAUGAAGAAAUCGUAGGCCGCAUAGACAGCCGCAUACACUAUGAACAUGUUGCGAAAUUAUAUCGACAGUUGGGUAACCAAGAAAAGGCAAAGGAAUUGGAAGUGAAAAUGAAAUCAAUUAAAACUGACGAAGAUCAAGGUGGGCCGAGACUCAUGAUUCUAAUCAGAACGUGAUAUUCAAAGCAUAAAAGGGGAAGUUUCGUCGUCUACGUAGAAGUAUAAUCUGAUGAUACGUUCAAACAGAUUUUUAUAAGUCUAUGUAGAAGUAAUACAGAAAAUAUUUAACAUUCCAAAGUAUGAAAGUUUAUUGUAACGAAAUAUAUGAACGCAUAUAUCAAUUCCAGUUUUCCUGAUCAUCAUUAUUUUCAGUUAAACUUGUCUCAUUUCCUUGCUAUAUAUAUAUAGUCAGUGUUAUAUGAGGGGCGUAAAAGGGGGUAUCUGCACAGAAGAAAGAAGAAAUGAAAUUACCUUUUCACAAUGAACGAACAAUUAAAAUUUCUUGCACGUUGAUCUUUUUGCCGAUUUCACGAAACACGGUCAAUAA